AUGCUAUACAAGCGCAUCGACUUGCACCCAGGUCAUCAGAAUGGCCAGUUAUCUGUCCCAAGCCAGACACAAGGCAAGCCUCAGCCGGAAUAUGAGAAUGGGAAGCCGUCUGUUUCCAUUCAUGGCUCACCAGAGCCCACCCACAACAAUGGAACCUACCAUCCUCCUGCUCGGCCAACUGUCUCCACAUCGCAACCCGGUGCCGCAGUAAUUCCUUCAGCGUCAGCACCCAACAACAAGGGUCAAGAGGCCGCCCCAACGACUCUUGCCACAGAAGCAGUAGUUACCGGCGAGGGACAGGCAGCCAAGUCGACACAGGGUCUGUAUCCUUCUCAGCCCGCAGAGGCACCAUCCACACCGGUUAUUGCUUCAGGCGCCAACAAACACCAGCUCAUGGCUUGGACCUGGAUGGCUGGGAUCAUCGGCUUGGUGAUGGUUUUUGAGUAA
Molecule: messenger RNA, 447 nt
Organism: Fusarium odoratissimum NRRL 54006
Lineage: Eukaryota; Fungi; Ascomycota; Sordariomycetes; Hypocreales; Nectriaceae
Exons: 2
Coding region: 1-447 (148 amino acids)
Source: RefSeq, a predicted model, not a curated record